Sclerotinia trifoliorum is the source of this 2350-nucleotide messenger RNA. The record is from the annotation of a GenBank genome assembly. Lineage: Eukaryota; Fungi; Ascomycota; Leotiomycetes; Helotiales; Sclerotiniaceae.
UCUUAUCUUUGCGAGCAAUCUUGUCCAAGAUGAGACGCAAUCAAGAAUUGCUGAAGAAAUAUGGAUAUGCAGGAACCGAUCAUCGUAUCGUGGUUUUCUUGGCCAUCUCCUCGUUGAGAUAUCCUAAUAUCAAUAAGUAUACAUAGCUACGAUAACAUGCCACUCGUUUUGCCGUUGUUAAGACUAUACGUAUUCGCUACAUUUCACUCGUUUUUGGCUGAUUGGCAGGUAUUUUGAGUGGCUGAUAUAACUUUAGUGUUGUUUUCUGUGACUAUGGCGUUCAGAAUGUUCAAAUCGGCUUCUGUGACAAUAUCCUUAAUGAGCUUAGCAAAUGCUGCUAUUUCAAUCUCGAAGACUGGAACGACCGUUGACGUCAAUGGCAUCAGCUAUUAUGUUGGCGUCGACGCUGUCACAACUAUUCUGUCCAAGCCAAGCACAGCAGAUUUGAUCCCUUUGACGGUAAUGGAAAGUUCAGAAGGCAAUUUCACGGCUGCUUCAUUCAAGUCAUUAGUUACCAAUUAUACUGCCUCCGAUGAUGUUUUUAAUCUCGGUUUCUUGGAAGGUAUGUACAUUUUCGAAACGUAGUGGACCAAUUUUAACCUGGGUAGCUGUCCACCUGGUUGGUUCCACCAACACAACUUCGCUAUCAUCCAUUUGUUAUGAACAUGGUACCAAAAUUUUUACCAGCGAUACAAACAAUCAAGUGCUUCCAGGGCCAUACUUUUUGACUCCAAACACGGGCGAGCUUUUCAGAGCAUAUCGUCUAUACUCUGAUGUACAGGAUGCUUUUACGGAAGGAACAAUCGAGAACUCAGACGGAACCUUUUCUAUAUUGAGUGCAUCCAUUCCCGGUGUACAGAGUUCUACUAUUGGUGUUCCUUCCAGACUCUAUUAUACCAAAACUGCCGAAAAACCUCUGGCUGGAGUCCGACUUGGUGUUAAGGAUAUUUACGAUGUUGCAGGAACCAAGACCAGUAACGGAAAUCGUGCAUAUUAUGAGCUUUAUCCACCAGCAAAUGUUACAGGACCAGCCGUUCAAAGCUUGAUUGACGCAGGAGCGAUUAUCGUUGGGAAGAUGAAGACAUCCCAAUUUGCUAACGGAGAAAGUCCAACCGCGGACUGGGUGGACUAUCACUGCCCCUUUAACCCACGUGGUGAUGGUUACCAAUCACCAUCCUCUUCUUCUUCAGGCCCUGGUGCUGGAAUUGGUGCUUAUGAUUGGUUAGAUCUCGGAAUUGGUUCUGAUACUGGCGGAAGUAUUCGUAAUCCGUCUCAAGUGAAUGGAUGUUUCGGUAAUAGACCAUCCCAUGGACUCGUUAGCUUGGAUAACGUUAUGCCUUUGUCCCCAACUUUGGACACUGCGGGAUUGCUCACUAGAGACCCAGUUUUGUGGCAUGAGGCUGCCAAGGUCCUGUAUGGGAGCAAUAUCACAAGCAACUUCACUGAAUUCCCCAAAAAGAUUUGGAUAGCCGAUUUCCCGAAAAAUGAUACAACAGAAGCUGGAUCAAUCUUACUUGAUUUUCUGGCGAAGCUGGAAUCUUUCCUCAAUGCGACAAGCACAACUACUUUAGACAUUGAAGCUUUUUGGAACGAGACCACGCCCUCUGGCGCAAACGACUCAUCAAUUGAAGAUUUCCUUGGUCUCGUCUAUCCCACUCUUAUCACUCAACAACAAUACAGUCUGCUUGCAGAACCAUUCUAUGAAGAUUACGCUGCUGCUAACAACGGCGCUCGUCCCUUCAUUGACCCUGUGCCAUUAAGCAGAUGGGGUUGGGGGCAGAAUAAUAUCAGUUCUGAUGCAACUGAACAAGCUAUUCACAACAAAACCAUCUUCAUGGAUUGGGUUGCCGAAAAACUCGUCCCAGCUAGUCCAACUAGCUGCAGCGAUAGCAUCCUCCUCUAUCCCGGUACAUUAGGAGAAACCGAUUAUAGAAAUGUAUACAGAAGGUAUGUCCACACGUCCAAAUAUCCAUACAAUCAAGAACCGCUCGAACCUUUAAACUACACCAUACUGACACACCACACCCAAACAGUUCCCCCGGAAUCCCCUCCGGCUGGGAUCUAAGCCGCAUAUCCAACUUUGCAGAAGUCCCCGAUAUGGUAUUUCCAAUAGGUCAAGCGGCUUAUAAUUCUACCAUCUCGCUGCAGACGGAAUAUUUACCCGUGGCCGUGGAUAUUAUUGCAAGGAAGGGAUGUGAUGGGAUGAUUUUCCAGUUAGCUGAGCGAUUGUUAGAAGAAGGGAUUUUGAUGGUUCCCAAAGCUGGGAGCUUGAUGUAUUGAGGUUUACGGUCGGCUGUGUUGUAUUUCUAUAGUUAAUUUAAUGUCCAUAUUUCAUAUAAUCUUCAUGAGA